AUGGAAGAAUCCAAAUCAAAGUUCAAGAGAAUUUGUGUCUACUGUGGUAGCAGUUCUGGAAACAAACCUACUUACCAAGAAGCUGCUGUUGAACUAGGAAAAGAAAUGGUUGAGAAAAGAAUUGAUUUGGUGUAUGGAGGUGGCAGUGUAGGGCUGAUGGGUCUAGUUUCUCAGGCCGUUCAUGAUGGUGGCCGCCAUGUUCUUGGUGUUAUCCCAAGAAGUCUCAUGCCAAGAGAGAUUACUGGUGACCCCAUUGGAGAAGUGAGAGCCGUAUCUGAUAUGCAUCAAAGGAAAGCUGAGAUGGCUAGACAAGCUGAUGCCUUCAUUGCUCUUCCUGGUGGAUAUGGAACUCUAGAAGAAUUGCUGGAAAUUAUUACAUGGGCUCAACUUGGGAUACAUAGCAAACCAGUGGGGCUAUUGAAUGUGGAUGGAUUUUACAAUUCAUUGUUAUGUUUCAUUGACAAGGCCGUUGAUGAAGGCUUUAUAUCACCAAAGGCACGUCGCAUUAUCGUGUCAGCAUCCACAGCCAAGGAGUUAGUGAAGGGAUUAGAGGAACAUGUACCUGAGCAAGAUGAAGUUGUAUCCAAGUUGGUGUGGGAAGAAAGACUAAAUUACGUGCCCGAAUCAGAAGUUGCCAUGUGA
Messenger RNA from Vicia faba (fava bean), 642 nucleotides. The record is from the annotation of a GenBank genome assembly. Lineage: Eukaryota; Viridiplantae; Streptophyta; Magnoliopsida; Fabales; Fabaceae.